UGGCCAGUUGAGGUCAGAUGACUCAGGUGUCUACACCUGUACAGGCUCCACCCACAGUCAACUGGAGCAGAGACAGCUCACGCUCAAAGUACAAGGAGACCUGAGGAUCACCAUGCCCCCUAACAAUGUGCAGGUGUCUCAGGGCGGCACGGCCCAGCUCCUGUGUGGUGUCUGGGGACAACGUCAGCGUCGGCUGGUCCAGGAAUGGUGUCCCUGUGCGACCAGAUGGUGGGCGUGUUCAGAUGUCAUCAGAUGGUAGUCUGAUCGUGAAUAACGUGCAGCCGACAGACGAGGGUUCCUACACCUGUAAUGCCUACACUGGAACAUACUCUGUCAGCGCCACAGCUGAAGUGCGCAUAAACAAGGCCUCACGGCAAGAGCUGGAUACAGGUCUUGGUGUGCCAGCUGAGUGUGUGGACCAGCCAGAGCUGGCUAACUGUGAGCUGAUAGUGUACGCCCGUCUGUGUAACAGCCAGUACUACUCUAGUUUCUGCUGUGCCAGCUGUGCCAGGCACGCCAAGGAGAGGACAGAUACGGCCAGAUAG
Molecule: messenger RNA, 545 nt
Organism: Oncorhynchus masou masou (cherry salmon)
Lineage: Eukaryota; Metazoa; Chordata; Actinopteri; Salmoniformes; Salmonidae
Product: papilin-like
Exons: 4
Coding region: 126-545 (139 amino acids)
Source: RefSeq, a predicted model, not a curated record